Sceloporus undulatus (fence lizard) is the source of this 2027-nucleotide messenger RNA. RefSeq names its product interleukin 10 receptor subunit beta (gene IL10RB). The record is from RefSeq and is a predicted model, not a curated record. The coding region runs from base 317 to 1321 and encodes 334 amino acids. NCBI's taxonomy places the organism in Eukaryota, Metazoa, Chordata, Lepidosauria, Squamata, Phrynosomatidae. Gene Ontology annotation, molecular function: interleukin-10 receptor activity; protein binding. The transcript is spliced from 7 exons.
UCCGGGGCUGGAAGGCCAAAGGGCCAGCCUCGGCUGAAGAGCCAGGUGUGCCUGGGCUCGGGGCCAAGAGGGCUGGCCCUGGGUGCCUCCUCUCCUCUCCUCUCCUCUCCCUGCCUGCCUCCCUCCCUUUGCCUGCCUUCCUGGGGACAAGGUUCACCUGGCUCCUGCCUGAGAGGAGGAAGAGGAAGAGGAAAAAGAGGAAGAAGAGGAAGCCGAGGCGGCGGCAGGGAGGGGGGGGCGAUGGGGAAGAGGAAGGCCAGGGGGAGCUCCUCCAGGCGGAGCAGGGAAGCCGGCGCCUAGAGGGACUCGGAGGGCCAUGGCUGGGCCCAGAGGGCAGUGCCUCCUCCUUCUCUGCCUCCUCUGCUCAGUACAUGGAAUGGUGCCAGAGCCUCAAAAUGUAAGAGUUCAUUCCAUUAUGUUGGAUAGUGUUCUCCAAUGGGAUCCACCUAAUUUUCACAACGAAAACAUGGUUUAUACAGUUCAACACAGCAAAAAAUUUAAUCAAACAUUCGCUGACAUGUGUCGAAGAAUUAUCUUCACAGAGUGCAAUAUAUCAAGUAUACCUAUCUAUGGCCCUUCCAUUAUAAGAGUCAGAAGUGAAUCAGAGAAUAAAUACUCAAAUUGGGUGAACAUCAACUUUACACCUUACACAGACACAAUUUUUGGGCCACCUGUUGUACAAGUUGAAGCUACAAAACCUGGAGUCUUGAACGUACAGCUCAUAGACCCUUUCUUUACACGCAGUGGUGUAAAAUAUUCCUUUAAAGGUUUUUAUACUUCUGUGGUUUACAGGAUCAGAAUCUGGAAGAAAUAUCAUAGUGAUGAAAAGGUUCUAGAUGUGAACUCAACUUACACUUUCCAAAUAAUACCUGACUUGGAUCCUAUGACAUCAUAUUGCCUCAAGGCUCAAGUAUUUAUUGAGAAUUUGAAUAAAAGCGGGCGGUGGAGUGAACCCGUUUGUACCCAUACAACUAACAAAACUGACCCUGGUUUAAAUCCAGGCCUGUUAACUGUUAUCCUACUAUUAGUGUUGAUAUCGUUCCCUUUCUUCUCCUUAAUAAUUUUUCAUAUUUAUCGACGGAUCAAAUAUGUUUUUUUCCCUUCAUAUACUUUGCCACAGCAUUUCAAAGAGUUUCUAAGCAAGCCUUCUUACGGUUCACAGUUUCUUGUGUCCCAGUCACAAGGAGAAGAACAUACCUAUGACAAAAUAAUUGUCCUCUCAGAGGAGUCAAAAAAUGUUGCUGACGAAUCUGAGGAGCAAUUGAGAAACGCAGAACAGCAGCUUGAACAAUCCCAAGAGGAAACCUCUAAGCCUAAAUGAGGUUCAGACUGUAUAUCCUUGGUACAUGUUUAAAACUGUAAAGGAAUAAUAUACUGCUUUUGAGGGGCCUUAGUAGUCCUUUUUGGGGCCCUUACAAAGAAGGAAUUUAUACUUUGCACAUUGCAAAUUUAAAAAUUCUUAUGUUUAUGCAAAUUUUUUAAUUUUGUAGAAAUAUUUAUUCUGUUAUAAGACAUCUGGUAAGAAAUAUGUAUAUAAAAUAUAUAUUUGAAAUUUAUUUAUAUAUAUGCAUACAGACAGAAGACUUAAUUUCAGAAUGAAGGGUAGACUAUGGACUUUAUCACAUGGGGGAAAUCUUGGGAUUCAAAAGGCAUUAUUGAGGAAAGUUACACGAUCGCAGCUAAGAUUAUCACACACAUCAUGAUUAGAGAGGGUUUAUCCCAGGAAUAACCAUGGAAUAACCAGCAAAUGUUGUGUAUGAUUUGUUGCUGGUUAUUCCCAGGAUAAGCCCUCUCUAAUCACAAUGUGUUUGACCAUCUUAGCUGCAAUUAUGUGACUUUCCUUGGAUAAUGCUUUUUGAAUCCCUCAAUUCCUCCCCCCCCCCCCAAAAGUCCAAAAUAUUAAGUGAGUUUCCCUUUUUUUUUAAAUGAUAGUAUAAAACUUUAAAUAUUUAUUAGAGUGGAUAUAUAUUGUACUGUAUUGCACAGAGUAGUUUAUAUUCGUGAGAUAAAAUUAUGUUUCUUUUGUA